Molecule: messenger RNA, 678 nt
Organism: Ambispora gerdemannii
Lineage: Eukaryota; Fungi; Glomeromycota; Glomeromycetes; Archaeosporales; Ambisporaceae
Source: the annotation of a GenBank genome assembly
AUGCAGAAACUUUGUAAUGAACUCAACAACGUCUAUUACGACUAUUCUGCUUAUUCCAAUCUAAUCUGUCUAUACGGAUUCUGCAGAGAAUUCGGUUUCAAAGAACCCCCGAUAAGCACGAUACCUGAACUAUUUGAAUUACCAAAAGACUGCUACCAUUUCGCAAGCAAACAUGGCAACAACAAAUACGCGAAAAACUUUCUGGCACAAAACUAUAGAAAUGGAACCGGCGGCGCGAAAGCCGACAACCAAAAAGUGUUCUACUGGGCAAAAGAGUCCGCAGCACUCGGAUUCACGUCGGGACAGUACAAUUUGGGAUACUGCUACAUGAAAGGAAUUGGCGUGGCACCUUCGAGCAUAUUGGCAUUCUAUUGGUUUCAAGAAGCGGCCAAAGUACAUAAUUCAAUGGCGGAAUAUCAUGUCGGACUUUGUUACCAAAAUGGAUAUGGGACCGCGGCGGAUCGGUUGAAGGCUACUUAUUGGUUCCGUCGUUCCGCGUCCCAUGAUGAUGCGUUGGCACAAUAUGUGUUGGCAGUCUGGUAUCGUAAGGGAAAUGGCGUGAAUCGUGAUGUUCAUAGUGCUAUAUGGUUUGUGAUGCAUGCUGUAAGAAAUGAGCAACGGAAUGCUGAUUAUGUUUUGAAGAAUACUGGGCAUCUUUUGAAGGAUAUUUUUCACUGA